This is a messenger RNA of Colletotrichum destructivum, 1215 nucleotides long. RefSeq lists its product as uncharacterized. Bases 1 to 1215 code for a protein of 404 amino acids. The transcript has a single exon. NCBI's taxonomy places the organism in Eukaryota, Fungi, Ascomycota, Sordariomycetes, Glomerellales, Glomerellaceae. The record is from RefSeq and is a predicted model, not a curated record.
AUGCCCGGCAGACCUCGGAAAUGGUCCAUCGUCGAACUCGGGGAGCAACAGCAGCAGCAGCAGCAGCAGCAGCAUCGUCGCCGCCGCCGCUCGACUCACGCACGGCACACCAAGCACAACGAACAGCAGAUCCCUUCCUUUGGCGGACAGCAAGAUGAAGCUCGAGACAGAGACACUCAGGCGAAUGACCAAAUGGUGACUUCUCUAUUCUCCCCCGAUGAAGGCUCCUCGAUAACAGCCGCGUCCUCCGGCGACUCGGUCGAUACCGUCUUGAGCGAUGCCAUCUUCGGCAACGGCGACGAUUUCGGCGCCCUACCGUUCCUCAACUUCGACAUGAGCGGGCAACUGGACGCGCUGCCUCUGGACUCGUUCCGGAGCUGUCUGAUCGGCGUCGAGCAUGAUAUGGAGCUGCCCUCACCCAGCAGCGCUAUUACUACCACCACCGCCGCCGCAGCAUCAACAUCAACAUCGGCAUCAGCAUUAAAAUUAGCAUCAGAAUCGGGACCGGCGGUGGCGGCGGCGGUUGGGCUGGAGCCAUCCUGCGACUGCGACUGCGCAAAGCAGGUGUUCGACGUGAUACGAUCGCUCAACACGCACGCCGUGUCGCACAACACGGUACGCACCCUCCGCCAGGGUGGCGACCUCUUCGACACGCUCUUGACGAGCCCCAAGUGCUACGACGUGUCGAGGCCCCCGCGCGUCACCCUGCAGAACGUCCUCCUCAUCGGCCGGCUCUGCCUCAAGGUCACGGCCGGGUACCAGCGCUACCUGCGCUGGCUCCGAGACUACUGCAGUGGCCUCGCCGAGGGCAACAUGUGCGGUGACACGGUCUAUCUCACGCUCGGCGGGGACGGGGGCGGAGAACCAGGCGGUAGCGACGCCGGCUCCAGCUCUGGUUCCCCGCUGCUGCUCGGCUUCCAGACGACCAGCAACGGGUUUUACGACGUCGUCACCCAAGGCCUCAAGAGCGACGCCAACCGGCUUGCCCGUCUCGGAGGACGGUUUGCCGAGAGACAGCGCCAGCGACACCUCAUCGGCCACAUGGCGUGUCCGGACCAGGACGGCCGCUGCUGGAAGGAGAGGGACUGCUACGCUGACCCCGACCCGUCGGAUGUCUGUCCCCAGAGCGCGGCGGCCAGGACGUUGAUUCCGUGCUACCGAAUCGUCGACGAGGUCAGGGCCAAGAUCCGGCAGUUUGAGGAUGCCUUGUCCUAG